Messenger RNA from Zingiber officinale, 1543 nucleotides. Its product is annotated as RGG repeats nuclear RNA binding protein A-like. The coding region runs from base 199 to 1344 and encodes 381 amino acids. Gene Ontology annotation, cellular component: cytoplasm; nucleus. Gene Ontology annotation, molecular function: RNA binding. The record is from RefSeq and is a predicted model, not a curated record. The transcript has 6 exons. Lineage: Eukaryota; Viridiplantae; Streptophyta; Magnoliopsida; Zingiberales; Zingiberaceae.
AUUGGGUUUGCGUUUGCUCUGGUGUGCGAUCCAAUUCGUGCUUGAAGAUUGCGGCUAGGGUUUUUGCUCGCCUAUUUCAUCGCUUCCCCGAUUUCUUACUCUUUCUAAUGGCGAUUGUAUCCCGCCGGCGACUGUGCUAGUCUCACACAUUACCCUGGGGCGGUUGCGAGGCCGGAAAUUUGGAGAUAUCUUGCGGCGAUGGCUCCCAUCAAUUCAUUCGCGCUACUGGGCGAUGACGAUAACGAUGACCCUUCACAGCUCAUCGCCGCUCAGCAGCAAAAGUUGGCGGCCCAAAAGACUGCUGUUCCAGCCUCCGCCAUUCCGGUAGCGGCGAAGCUUCCUGCAAAACCGCUUCCUCCUUCACAAGCCGUGAGGGAAGCCAGGAACAAUGCUGCACCAGCACGUGGUGGGGCUGGCCGAGGCAUACCUACCCGUGGGCGAGGCAGUGGACGAGGUCCAAAUCGUGACUUUGGAAAUGAGAACUCGAAUGGGUAUAACAGAUCCUAUGGUGGUGGUCGUGGUGGUGGUGGUGGUGGUGGUGGUGAAGAUGGUGACGUUGACAAGCCUGAGAGGGAACGUCCCCCACGUCAGCCUUCUAGUCGUGGUCGUGGUGGAUAUGGGGGUCGUGCUGAAUACAGCAAUGAUGAAAAUGGAGGUGACUCUGAACGGCCCCCACGCAGGUUGUAUGAGCGUCGGAGUGGCACUGGCCGAGGCUAUGAGAUGAAACGUCAAGGUUCAGGGCGUGGUAAUUGGGGAACUUCUACUGAUGAGACACUCGCACAGGAAAAGAAUGAUUCCUUCAAGUCUGAUGAAAAUUUGCCAAGUGAAGAGCAUCAAGAACAGCAAACUUCACCUUUAACAGAGGUGAACAAGGAUACGGAUGGUGCAACUAAUGAACCUGAAGAAAAGGAAGAAGAUAAGGAGAUGACUUUGGAAGAAUAUGAGAAAGUAAAAGAGGAGAAAAGAAAAGCUUUACUUGCACUGAAAGCUGAGGAGAGGAAGGUAGAAAUAGACAAGGAGUUGCAAUCAAUGCAGCUACUAACAACCAAAAAGGAAGUUGAUCCUGUUUUUGUUAAAUUGGGUUCUGACAAGGAUAUAGGGAAAAAGAAAGAAAGUGUUGAUCGAGAUGAAAAGAGCAAAAAGUCCUUGAGCAUGAAUGAGUUCUUCAAGACCAGCAAUGGCAAACAAUACUACAGCUCAGGUGGCCGUGGCCGUGGACGUGGCAGGGGAAGAGGUGACCGUGCACCAUUCGGAAGCAGUCUUGGAGGCAAGGGAGCAAGCCAUAUAACGGAUGCCCCAUUGAUUGAAGAUCCCAGUCAGUUUCCCACGCUAGGGGGAAAAUAAAGAACUCUAGUUUUCCCAACUGUCAUUUCCUGAGAUACCUAGUUCUUAAUUUAAGACUCGUUUUGCUUCCUGAGAAGUAAACAUUGUGUGGGUUCUUCAGUUCAUUUUUCAACUUAUGUAUAUUGAAAGCUGUCUCUCAACAACAGCAUGCUUUUCUACAUUUAAACAGAAUGUUAGUGCGUUCAGUUUUGGUCGUUCA